CGCCUUUCUUGUUACGGCUGUGUUCCUUGACAAAACAACAAAAUUGACGGCAUAGCGCCCAAACAUAAAUAAACAUCAGAUUUUCACACUUUCCUUUACAUAAUUGUUGACAUCGCUUUGCACCGACACAAAACAAAAAAUUAAAGUGAAUUAAGCCGAGGGCCUUGUUAAAACAAUUAACCAAUUUUGCAUGACGGUGUAAAGGGACUUGAUAGGUGUAUGUAGAAGUUUUUCACCAAAGGCGUCAAAGCGAUUCUCAUGAGAAAUAAAAGAAUAUCCAAUAUGUUUGAAAACGUUGAUCAGAUUUUAUCAUCUGAGUAAAUAUCUGACGGGAGUUCGGAUCUGACAUGAUAGUAAAGGAACAUCUGUCCUGGUUGAAUGUUAAAACAUUGUAGUUUCACUUUCACAAUUUCAUUUCAGAGUUCUAAAAUAUAACGACGAUGUUGCUUGUUACCUUCCUGAUUUCCUGUGUAUUUGCGGUCCACGGAACAAAAACUACACUUCAUGUUGCAGAAGAGUCCGAUCUAAAUUAUCUCAUUGGACACGCCGGGAACGAGGUCGUACAAUCUUUACCAGAAUCAGCCCGUUCAGAUCUCGUCUACAGUAUGAUAGGAACCGGCGAACAUACAAACCUUGUCAAACUGAACAAACAGAACGGCAACCUGUAUACAGCGGAACUCAUUGAUAGGGAGUCCACGUGUGGAAAUCGAGAAUUGUGCUCAAUUAAUCUCAAAGUGGCGUUAUAUUCUUCCAAAGCCAGUUACUUUGAGAUCUUGGAUGUGGAGAUUCUGAUAGACGACAUAAACGACCACGCUCCGAGCUUUGCCCUGGAUAGCAUUAACGUCAAUGUCCCCGAGUCUACUCCAGUAGGAACCAUCAUCACAUCGGUCACAGCCAUCGACCGCGACUCCACGCAAAAAUAUCGCAACGUCACUUACGACACACAGAUUACAGAAAUGUUCGGGCUGCAGGUUAUACAGACCAAAGAUAAUGUUCCAGUUGCAUCGCUUAUCCUGCUCCAGCCCUUGGAUCGUGAGUCGAGAGAGGCCUACAGUGUUCUGGUAUCGGCGGCGGACGGAGGACACAAAUCGGAAUCCAGUGAGAUCAACAUCGACAUCACAGUCACAGACGUCAACGAUAACUACCCACAAUUCGGGCAACCCAGUUAUAACAUCUCAGUCCAAGAAAACGCCACUAUAGGGACCAUCGUCUUAACAGUGACAGCGUCUGAUGAGGAUGUUAGGGACAAUGGUCGCGUCACUUACGGGAUUACAGGAGAAACCACCUUCUUCUCAUUGUUUUUUAUGAUUGACAAAUACACUGGCGAUAUUUUGGUGAAAGGAGAUCUGACCCGCAUCAGUGGUGAGCACUUUGAGCUUGAGAUAGUGUGUGAAGAUCAUGGAGAGCAGCCCCUGUCGUCAAAAGUGAACUUAACUCUCUCUGUACUGGAUGUAGUGAACAAUCCCCCGAUGAUUGACGUUAACAUUCUGUCUGGAGGAGGCGGACGAACAAGCGACAACCUGACGGCCCUGGUACCGGAAUCCUCGGAGACGGGCACUGUAGUAGCAUUCCUGAGCGUCACAGACAGAGACAUAGACGACAACGGCAAUGUCUCCUGCUCUGUGUCCGGCCGGGAAUUCGAGCUCCAAGAUGUUCCUUCCUCCGGAUACAUCAUCGUCUCACGGCUACCACUCGACAGAGAAACUACGAACAAAUAUGAUUUCACAGUCACGUGCAUUGAUGCAGGAGCCCCUCCUCUCUCUUCGACUGUCAGCAUUACAGUUCUCGUCCAAGAUGUCAAUGACAAUGCCCCGGUGUUCAGCAAGAAAUCUUAUUUUGCAUCAAUCGUCGAAAAUAACGAACCUGGAAAACAGAUAGUUUCUCUUCUGGCUUCAGACAAGGACUUGGACAACAACUCUCGGAUAAGAUAUUAUAUCCAAGGUAAAAACUUAGAUUUUGCAAUAGAUUCCAGAUCAGGUGUCCUGAAAGCCAAGAGGAGUUUUGACAGAGAGCAUACCGGCGAAUAUGAAGUAACAAUUGUAGCGACAGAUUCUGGUUUCCCUCCUCUCACUGCAACAACAACAGUUUUUGUGUCAGUCAUCGAUGUUAACGACAACGCACCGAUUUUUAAAGUAUCACACUUCCAGUUUUUCGUACUAGAAAAUAUGCCAGCCGGCAUGAAGGUCGGACAGCUGAGUGCUACAGACAAAGAUGUCGGUGUAAAUGGCAAUCUGUUGUUUUCUGUCACCGAGGGUUAUAAAAAUACCAUUCCAUUUAUUGUUUUCCAAGACGGUUCCAUAAAAACAAGUGAAACUCUAGACAGAGAGGAGAAAGAUCGAUAUGUGUUUCAGGUUAAAGCUUAUGAUUUGGGUUCCCCAACAAUUGUGUCAACAGCUGACGUCACAGUUCGGCUUGUAGAUGACAACGACAAUGCCCCGGUCAUCAAUUACCCCAACAAAGAAAACGAGACAAUCGUUGUGUUUUCGGAAAAAACGGUCGGCUCCACGGUUGCUGUGAUCCAAGCAAACGAUGCCGAUGAUUCAGGGCCGAACAGCGACCUUGAGUUCAGCAUUGUUUCUGGAAACGAACAGAAAGUUUUUAUCCUGGACAAUACAUUUGGAACCCUCAGAAUAAAUAAGGAGAGAGAAAUUCAAGUAGAUGAAACAUUUUCACUGCGCAUUCUUGUGAGUGACAAGGGCUACCAUAGGAAAACUGCAGAAACAAAGUUAAAUAUCAUUCUCAAAUAUGUGGAUGAAACGAGACAGUCAGAUGGAGGACCACGCAACGCCAUGGUAACCACCUCUGUGGUAGCAAUUACUGUGGUUGCUGCGGCUGCCAUAACCACUAUUCUCUGCAUCUUUAGGAGAAACGCCCAAAAGAAGAAAAAAGAAAAACAGAAUCGUGCCCAGCCUAUCAAGCAGUCUCAGCAAGUAGUCCCCAUAGAGAGCCUUAUCUAUAAACCCGUGGCACCAAAACAGGUCACCUUUACCGAGGAAAAAGAGCUGAAAAAAGCCGAUAUGACAUCAUCGACAACAGACCACGAAGACCUAGACAACAUGGAGCUGUAUAAUUCCACAGGAACCUCCAUGUUUACCAACUCGCUGAUUGAGUGCAAGACCAAAAUGCUGAUGGAUGAUUGCAGUGACGACUCGGAUUGCGGGACCAACUACGACAGCGGGAAAGGUGGAAGCUACCUGGACGUCUAUAAACUUAAUAGAAUGAGAAACCUUGGAUAUUUUGGUCCAAAACGUCCACCUAUUGAAAAAAUGGAUGUUAUGGAUAUUAUAUGAAGAAAACUGCGGACUGUUCUGUGCAUAGAGCACACAGUCAGCCGUACAUGAAACCCCCCAAGUUUGGAUUUGAGAACACGCGGCAAACGAUCCCAAGUCCGACAGCCGGAAAAACAAUUGCUACGAUGUUGAGAAACCUCGGAUAGUCCCAAAGGACAAGUGGCAAAGGACACAGCAAUGGAGACAAUGUCUGCAGAGAUUUAGUGCUUUAUGAAAACAAGAGAUAGGUACACGUGCAGUUCUGUUCUUGAUUAACCAUUGAAUUUAAAUUGAGUUUAAAUAGUGCUACAAAUGUGACAAAAAGAUGUCAUCAACUAAUAUAUUUAGGAAAAUAAAUUAAUUUCAUUUGCACCUACUUGUACAUGUACAUGUAUAUGCUAACCAUGUGUUAUUGUAUUGAGAUUCUAAUAUAUUUGUUUUUUAAGAUUCAUAAUAAAUU
Molecule: messenger RNA, 3729 nt
Organism: Magallana angulata
Lineage: Eukaryota; Metazoa; Mollusca; Bivalvia; Ostreida; Ostreidae
Product: protocadherin-11 X-linked-like
Exons: 3
Coding region: 441-3290 (949 amino acids)
Biological process (GO): homophilic cell-cell adhesion
Cellular component (GO): plasma membrane
Molecular function (GO): calcium ion binding
Source: RefSeq, a predicted model, not a curated record